This is a messenger RNA of Polistes dominula (European paper wasp), 1055 nucleotides long. RefSeq names its product phosducin-like protein 1. NCBI's taxonomy places the organism in Eukaryota, Metazoa, Arthropoda, Insecta, Hymenoptera, Vespidae. Gene Ontology annotation, biological process: regulation of G protein-coupled receptor signaling pathway. The record is from RefSeq and is a predicted model, not a curated record.
GUUCAGUAUUAUUGAUAAAACAUAAUAACGUUAAAAAUGUUAAUAAUUAGAUUAUGUAAAAGUUUACAUUAACAACUUUGAAAUCUAUUUAAAAAAACAAAUUGAAAUAAUAUAAAAAAAAAAAAGAAAUAAUAAUAAUAAUAAUAAUAAAAGAUUAUCAAGGAUGUCUACGCUGGAGGAUAAAAUAUUAGGAGAAAAAACGCACUACUAUUGCAGUAGUUCAAGCGAGGAUGAAAAUGAUAGCGAAGAUUCUAACAAUGUUGAUAAAGAAAACAAAUAUUCAAGUAGUGUAUAUAACCUUUCACCAUCUUACUCCAAUGCACCAUCUAAUUUUGUAUGGGAUGGAUCAUCCAGUAAUACAGGACCUAAAGGUGUUAUUAAAGAUUGGCAAAGAUUUAAACAAAUAGAAACAGAAAAACGAGCAAUGCUUGAAAAAGAAAGAUUAGAAAUAAUCAAGAAAGCAAGUUUUACAUGUCGCACUGAUUUAGAUGAAGAAAAAGCAAAACUAGAAGAAACAGAUCCAGAAUUAGCUGAUUUAUUGUCAGAUGAAUUUUUAAUAACUUACCAAAAGCAAAGAAUGAAAGAGUUGCUUGAAAAAGUACAUAAAGAACAUGAACGACACUUUGGUGAACUAAUCACAUUAGAAACUGCUGAUGCAUUUGUAGAUGCUAUCGACAAUGAGGAUAAAUUUGUAACAGUUAUUAUUCAUAUAUAUGAAGACAAAGUUUAUGGAUGCAAAGAAAUGAAUAGUACUUUGAGUACUCUUGCUAAGGAAUACCCUAGCUAUAAAUUUUGUAGAAUUUCAGGAUCUGUGGCUGGAUUGAGUAGAUCUUUUAAAGAGAAGGGUGUUCCUGCUUUAUUAGUCUACAAAGAAGGACAAUUAAUAGGAAAUUUUGUUAAAUUGAACGAUCAAUUGGAAUCUAAUUUUACUCCUACUCAUGUAGAAACAUUUUUAGUUGAAAAUGGAAUAUUACCUAAUAGAUGUGGUAUACGUGAUAUCAUUAUUUAAGAAAUGACACUCGAGUAAUAUUAAUAAAUACUUUGUUAUGUAAUAA